AUGUUCUAUCAAAUAGUAUUUUUAUUAACUGCUUUUAAAUUGAUUUUUAUUUCAUUAUACCAUUCAACGGAUUUCGAAGUACAUCGGAAUUGGUUAGCAAUCACUCAUAAUCUUUCAACUGAUCAGUGGUAUUAUGAUACAACAUCGGAAUGGACAUUAGAUUAUCCUCCGUUUUUCGCUUGGCUGGAAUGUGGGCUUUCAUACAUAGCAAAGUAUUUUGAUCCUGAAAUGGUAAAAUUACAAAACAUAAAUUAUGAGUCUGGGAUGACAGUUGCAUUUCAAAGGCUGUCUGUUAUCUUUCUAGAUUUUUUAUACAUUCUCAGUGCAAAAAGUUGUUCUAAUCUCGUAGGAAAUGGAAAGCUAUUGAUGUUCAUUUUAUUGGUUGCAAACCCUGGCUUGUUGAUGGUGGAUCAUAUCCAUUUCCAAUAUAAUGGAUUUUUGUCUGCAUUUCUGUUGUUUUCUAUUUCAAACAUGAUACAGGGAAAAUAUCUACAGGCAGCAAUUUGGUUUGCAAUACUGCUCAAUUUGAAGCAUAUUUAUUUGUAUAUAGCACCAGCCUAUAUAGUGUAUUUAUUGCGAGCAUAUUGUUUUACUGUUUCAUCAACAGAUGGGGUUCAUACUGCUUGGUAUUCAUUUUCUAUAAGAAAUUUGACUAAGUUGGGCAUUGCAGUUCUGUCAGUUUUUGCUCUUUCAUUUGGGCCGUUUAUUCAGCAUCUACCUCAGUUGUUAUCAAGACUGUUUCCAUUUAAGAGAGGACUGUGUCAUGCUUAUUGGGCACCAAAUUUUUGGGCCUUGUAUAACUUUGCAGAUAAAUUAUUGCAAAACAUUUUGCCCAAAUUUGGAAUAGAAGUGACUGCAAGUGAAGCUUCCAUGACCGGAGGGCUAGUACAAGAGUAUAAUCAUGUUGUCCUUCCAUCAAUAAUGCCGAGUGUAACAUUCGUAUUAACAGUUUUGUCAAUGCUUCCCGCACUAGUUAAGUUAUGGUAUCUUGGAGCAGAUGCAAGAUAUAGAAGUGUUAGUUUUGUAAGAUGCUUGACCGUGUGUGCAACCUGUUCAUUCAUGUUUGGCUGGCAUGUCCAUGAAAAAGCUAUUUUGAUGAUAUUAAUCCCAUUAAGUUUUUUAGCCAUAUUGGGAGACGUGGACGGAAGGCUAUUUCUGUUCGUGUCUACAGUCGGUCAUUAUUCGCUUUUCCCCUUACUUUAUCCAAAAUAUCUGUUUGCAGUUAAAAUAUAUAUGUUGUUAACGUAUUGUAUUAUUACAUUUGGGACUACAAAAACACUAAAUAAGAAAACGUCAAAAAACUUACUUUUGAUUUGUGAAAUCACUAAACGUCCUCUCACGCAACCUAACCACGGGUGGCGCGCCUGGCGACUGAAUGCAAGUGAGGGUAGGGUCACCAGUUAUCACCUUACGGCAGCGAAGCGGUAUUUGGCUAUUGGAUAA
This is a messenger RNA of Parnassius apollo (apollo), 1443 nucleotides long. NCBI's taxonomy places the organism in Eukaryota, Metazoa, Arthropoda, Insecta, Lepidoptera, Papilionidae. The record is from the annotation of a GenBank genome assembly.